AGCAGCGCUUCGCGUAAUGCAGCAAUGACAACGCCUCUUCUCCACCGCACCCUCAACACCAGUAACGCCGGCCCGCUUGCCAUGACCUUACAUAGCCGCACCCUGCACCAUGACCGCCCCAGAGGAGAGCGUUCCCUCCACCUCCGAAACGGCCAACCAGCAAAUGGGAGCUGAGCAUGGCAGCCCUGCUGCUGCUCGUUCAGCCGGUGCUACCGGUGCGACAACAAACACGCCCCGAGCCCAAUCAGCCGCAGUCACCUCCGCCCAGGGCCGCGCGAGUCCCGAUGCCAUAGCGGCUGCCCAGGCCUUGAUGAGGUCGUCGCGGCCCUCCAGGACCAGCUCGCCCAUGACUUCGCGAGAGUCUUCGCCCGCCCGCUUGCCACCACGCGCUCACUCGGCCAUGUCGGGCCCAGUCCGUCGCGUCGCCAGGUCGCGCAAGAACAGCAUUCAGGACCAGAGCCCUCAUCGCCCGCCCGCCUUGUCUGGCGUGGGCUCGACGCCUUCCGCCGCCGCUAUCCAGCGCGCCCUCGCCUCAGCCAGCUCCUCUGCCGCUGUCGCAGACCCUACCAAAGCACCACGUCAAGCCCAGAAACCCACCACCGCCGCCACCUCCGGCGACACCACGCCUCACUGGCCCAUAUCGCCGCGCAUAAAGUCGCCGCCGCCCUCGGGCAGUACUCGUUCGCGCCGCAACUCGCAGCGCUCGUUGUCGCGGAGGCCCGAAAUCUCGUCAACUACCUCGGCACCCAACAUCGUCUUGCAGCGAGCCCAGACCCCGAAUCCGCCUCCGUCAACACAACAACAACAACAGCAGCAACAACAACAAUCAAGGCAUGAUAGUACCGCAAGCGAUUCGGAGGAUCAGGGAGGCAUGAUAAUGAAGGCGCCGGGCCGAGCCGCGAGCGGCACAGCGCCCAUGUUGGAGACGGUGCAAGAAGGCAGUCUGCCCACUACGCCCGGCUUCGACAUUCUCACUUUACAAAGAACAAAAUAAUUCAAAAGCGCGGGAGAGUGGGAAUGAGAGCGGGGGGAGCAGGACCGAAGACAGGGGAAGACGGACAGAGCAAAAGAAGACGAGUAGCUCCUCACGGAAUCCACCACCGCUCCCGUCGAGAAACUCCUUCACCGGCCUCGUGCCUUCGAAAUCCCGCUCCGUCACCGAACCUUCGAAGAACAUGACGGUAGAAACGGA
This is a messenger RNA of Aplosporella prunicola CBS 121167, 1192 nucleotides long. RefSeq lists its product as uncharacterized. The transcript has 2 exons. Lineage: Eukaryota; Fungi; Ascomycota; Dothideomycetes; Botryosphaeriales; Aplosporellaceae. The coding region runs from base 110 to 994 and encodes 294 amino acids. The record is from RefSeq and is a predicted model, not a curated record.